Molecule: messenger RNA, 5552 nt
Organism: Cucurbitaria berberidis CBS 394.84
Lineage: Eukaryota; Fungi; Ascomycota; Dothideomycetes; Pleosporales; Cucurbitariaceae
Exons: 3
Coding region: 127-5460 (1777 amino acids)
Biological process (GO): telomere maintenance
Cellular component (GO): nucleus
Source: RefSeq, a predicted model, not a curated record
GUAGUCGACUGCCUCCACGGUCGCUCCUUUAUGCACCCACCCAUAGCACGCAUUCACAUCUUAACAAUGCGAGUCCAAUCCCGUACCUUUGUUCUUUGUUUCUGUUAGUCUGUUUCCAGCAUAGCCAUGGUGUUGUCCAAGUUUGAUUCCCUUUUUGUUCGCCCACCGACUCCCCCCAAAGAUCUCGAAGAUCACGCCCACGACCAAGACGAAGACGAAGACGAGACACUACAGUUCCUCAACGAUCACUUUGGCCAGAAGCCUGUUCUACCCAGGAUCAUUGCAACCAAGUCACUGCUCAAUACGCCCGAGCAGUCGCCAUCCUCCGACAUUAGCAUACCCUCGAGCUCAGCGUGUAGAAGGAAGAGAGUCAACUUCGAGUUGCAGACAUGCGCAAUACCGAGCAAGAAGGCUAUUGUACAGUCCUGGACCCCCACACGGAGUUCACCGCUGCGACCUCUCCCUCAGACGCGCGUCUCGUUGCCCUUGAAGUCGAUCCUGAAGCCCUCCGACGGCACACCUACACCUCCGCCAGCCGACGACGGCGCCACAGCACACAAGUUCAAAACUUUUGCUGACAUGUUGGAGUCGAUCGUCAAACUGCUCGCCUCGGCGGACCGCUCAUCGCGGUUAGAUGCAUACCAUUCGCUACAACGAACUAUGCAAGCCUACGACAAGAUACCAGACGAGCAGGCUCUCAAGCACAAAAUGUCUCUGCUAACUCAAUUCAUACGGCGGGAUGUCCAGUCUCCUAGCCCAACUGGAACUGGACUGGAUUCGCAGCUCGUGGCCCAAGCCCUGAAGCUACUCAUGGCUCUCUUUCGAAUCACGGACUUGACCUCCGCUAUGGAUGACGACUUUUGCUCCUUCAUCAUGGAACGCGUUAUUCACGUCGCCAGCGAUGUUUCCAUGCCCAAAGCUAUAGUGAACACCCACCUCGCGGUGCUCAUGCAGCAGAACUUUAGGCUAAGGACUAUGACCACAAAUCGCAUCGAGAAGAUCCUGGAUGCGCUAGACACCAUUCACGAGCGAAUCAGCGGUUUCUCUGUUCAAGCAUACCGCAUUCGCAUCUACAGGAAGCUGAUCCAGCAACGACCGGAUCUUAUGAUCAAGCACACGGAAAGAUGGUUUAAGCAUACGGUCAAGGCAUUGGUAUCACCUCAAAAAGAUAUCAAUCAAAGUGCGCUAGACACCGCCUUGUCAGCUGCGAAAACAAUCGGCCAUGACCGUCACGUCGCAAAGUCUGUUCUCUCCGUUCUUAACCGUGUUAGGAACGAUGGCGAGACUUUUGCAAGAGUCUUGACCUGGGAACUAGAAAGGAUGCUGGGGGGCGACAACGCCACGAUGGUACCCCAAAUCUGGUCCGCUGUGACGGGCUUGCUACGAGACUCCCUAAACGGUCAGAUGUUCUCUGCCAUGAAGGACUGGCUCGAAGUAUUCGAAAAAUGCCUGAAAUCCGACAAGGAUCAAGUCAAGAUGCAUGCCAAUGUCGCUUUCUGCUUCCUCCUUUAUGUCGUCAACUUGGCUGCAAACACCUCCGAGGGCUGGACAAAAAUGUUCCUUAAUAUUCCAUUGCAUCAGCUCAAACAGCGCAUUCCAGCGAAGAAGGCCGACCGUGACGCUAUUACAUCUGGCUACGUUACAUUGCUGUACUACGCACUUCGGCCGACAGCUUCCUUUGAACAGCUUGAUCGGUAUUGGACCGAAUUUGUGGCGGGUUUCUGGAACCCAUUGAUACAUUCGUCUUCAACUCAGCAAGCAAUUGCCGCAUGCCGAGUUGUCUCUGCUCUUCUGAAUGGCUCCAGGAAACCAUGGAACGAACACCGAGCCUUGGACCUUCGCCCACAAUACAUGACACAGCGUGGUGAACUUCCUUUAGUAGAUCCGAAAUGGGUCCGGAAAUCGCUUUGCAAGGUGCUCCAGUUUGUGGAAACCCUCCUGGAUGCAACACCAUGGACUGAGAGCGAGCAACAGGAAGAUGAGCCGGUAAAGACAAUGUGGCUCGCUGUCAUGGAUGCCUUGGUCGAAGCAAGCAGCAAGGAAGUCAUGGCUUCUAGUGAGACCAAGGAUGCGAUGGCGCACAUAAUCAAUCUCCUCCGUCGAAUAUGGGAUAGGCACACCACCAAGCUAGCGCUCCCACAGCAAAAGGAGGACCUUUGGGCCGACAAGUUCUGCUUUCUGAUCGAGACUGUAGUGCAAAAGCUAGGCGCAUUUCAGUUUGCGGACAAGUGCCUCAUGCGGAAUGGCAACAAUGAAUUCGAGGUUGCCUCAACGCCAUCACAUCGGGCACGACAGCAGGGUGCACGGACAUCGCCUCUCCUCUACCUUGUUGAUCUCUUAAUCAAUCAGUCUGAGGGCAAGCUUGCAGAUUCUGUUCGACUUCGUGCCAUCAAGUUGAUUAUCGAGCCUUGCUUCAAUGUUCAGAACACCCGCUUCAGUAAACUAGAACUCCUUCGCGAUUGUGGUGCUGCUGUCGAUGGCUCAUUGAGGGCAGCUGUUGCAUUGAACUUUUGGGCGCAAACUGCUGCUCUUCUCCAAUCCUCUAUCCAAGAGCAACUCUCUGACUCGAAUGAGCGCGUCUCACGUCCAUUUGGCAAAGAGUAUGAGCUUGUCGUUGAUCUUCUAGGGCUGGGUUCUGCUUAUAUGCUGAACAUGCCGCGAGGUCAGGAGGUCUUGUCCGCUUUCGUUGAAACGGUUCGAUGCGAGGCUGGAGAGGGUGCAGUCAUCCUUGCCGUGAUCGAGAAGGUUUCGGAGCGCGUUCUGAAGCGUACCGCGGAUGAAGACAAGGCUUCAUGCUUGCCCUACACCAGCAUACUACUGCGAAACCUUCCUAAACAAAUGAGCCGACGGGUGUUGGAUCAAGGUAGGCAGAACAUAUGGCCGUCUUCUCCAGCAACAGGCCGCCACCCAGACUUCGAUCCGUACAGUCACCUCUAUGGCGCGGUAAUUUCUACCGGCUCAGCUGCAUACCAAAAUCUCAACAGCGAGGAUGUUGAGCCGACGAAGCGCUUUCUCGCUGCUUUUGCCAGCUCUAUCCACCACUGCUCAACCUCGCACCUCGCAGUUUAUCUACGGAAGACUCAAGAUAUGAUUCGUCUUUGGGUUGAGGAUUCAGAGAAGAAACUGCAGAGCAAAGAACAGCCACUGAAGAGCCUGCAUCGUGAGGUCGUGAAUUUAUGGAAACACGUCAGCGAAGCUAUUGAAAGACUUCCACGAAAAGACAGCCAGAUUCUUCUUCAUCUGGAACCAUUGAUCACUGCAGGGUUUCUAAGCAUGCGCCGUGGCAUCGUCAAUAUCUCCAUUGUAACCUGGAAUUCUACCUUCGGCAAAGAAGAGAGCUUGCGAUAUCCAUCUCAUCUCGAGCAAGCGUUGCGGCGCUUACGCAACACCGUCGAAAUUGCGUUACCCUCGUUGGAAGUUCACAGCAAAGAUGCUGUCAACGAGCUUUCGUUCUACGACUCCGAUACCAGCACAGAACAUGCAAAGCAUGCUUUCAAGAGUCCCCGAGUUAAGGAGUCACCCUUCAAAGUGUCCAAAUCUAGGCGGAAAUCUGUAACUCGGUCUCCGGCGGCGUCGACUCCAGGUAGCAGAAGAGCGUCUGCGCGGCAGACAUCCAAAGCUCGCCUGCGACACGAUAACUCACAAAUUCAGUUCGAGCCAAUUGUUUCUUCACCAUCAAAUCCGUUCAGCCAUGAAUCUCAAGUUUUGACUGAUCGUCAGAAAGAGAUAGUCGAGCGACAGAGGCACUCCACUGGUUUAUUUGCCAACAUGGGCGCCGUCUCACCUCUCCGAGAGACGGUACCGUCCCCUAUGGAAAUCCACUCUGAUGCUCUAGAUCGAAAUGAUCUGCCGAAUGGCGCGUCCCGAACUACACCGUUAAAGGCUCUAGCAGCCAUGGGCCCAAUGGACGUUUUUCUUGGGUCGUCGCCUACUCCGUAUGCACGAAGGAGUACGCAGCAUAUAGUCAGCGACGACACCAGUGUUGCAACCCCGACCGCUGUACGAACCAUUCAGCUGACUACUAAUGAUGACUUGGGGUCUUCACCACCACGCUUCGAGAAGGAUGCCGUUUCAAAUACAGCACAGUACAAUCACCACAGUCAGGUAGGGUCCAGCUUUGAGUACCAACGGCCAGAAAAUUCGUACUCGGUGUCCUUCGAUGAAGGAACUACUAUAGACGAAGAAUCGCUGCUCGAUACUGUUCUUAAGGGGCCUGAACAUGGUGAGCGCUCGGAAAGUGACUUUCCCUCGGACACGGUCAUGUCCGAGCUACCUAGCUCAACCAUCGACCUCCAGCUCACUGCCCAAAUCGAUGCAGACAUGCAAACCCAUGCAGAUACAGCCUCUCAGCCAAUUAGCGAAGCAGGACCGAAAUCAAUCACUGAAUUCGUCGACGCUGCUUCGCACCAACAGCCUUCAUUUAGCAAUGUCGAGCAAGCUGGCAGUGAUGCAGAAGUGGAAGACUCACAGCUUGCUUCUCACCCCGCGGCAAUUGCCAUUUCACAUAAAGAGCCAGAAUUCGAAUCAAGCAGCACAAGCCGUGUUGGUGACUCUUUUUCUAGGCCAGCAUCGGGCAAAGGAACACCAACGACAAGGAACCUUCGACGGUCUUCCCGUCAUUCUACUAGUUUUAGUCCUGCUCAGCAAUCAAGCGGGAAGAAACGCAAGCAAACACAUGUAAAGCACGAUACUAUGGUACAAAAGGAGAAGGAGGCCCAAGAGGAGCAGUCACCGGCACAGUCUUCUUUCCAGUCCGACGAAGGCAGCAUACACGAUAACAUCGUCGUAGUGUCUCCGCAGAUACAAAAUAACCCCAAGAAGAGGAAGCCCAUGAGUAAUUCUGACUCUUCGGCAAACGGCGACGUCAUUGUUCCCGAGACAAGUCGUAAACGUGGUACCCGUCGUUCACAGUCGCUGCUUAGCCAGGUUGAAAACUCGCAAGACGUUAUAGUCGAAGAUACACCAGCCCCCAAGCGAGCCAGACAAAGUAUGGGCCAGGACGUGAGCGAAGCAAAGAAUGCUCAGCGUCCUAAGGGCUCAAAAGCUACUCAAACCAAGCGUUUGAGUCACGUACAGAUUAAGUCGAAGCACUCAUCGGAGUAUGGGCCUUCAGUGGAUGGAUCUCCAACUGAUGCCGACGUUGAACAGCCGAUCAGUCACCUGGAUAGCGACCAAGAAAUCGAUAUCAAACCACAGGUAGAUGCGACCAAACCUUCCGAGGAGGAGAAAAGUCAACGGCAAUCCCCGCAAGAUGCGCCUACUGGGGUCAGCACACCCAGCCGGUCCUUUGCCGAGCGCGUUAUCCUCACGCCACGGAGUAUCAUCAACCAGCUCAAGAGCCUCAAGGACUUCUUAUUCAGUGCUCCGCAGCUGGUUCUUGCAAGGGAGGAAGAGAGAGAGAUUGAUGACGUGCUUUUUGAUAUUAGGAGGCAGGUACAUGCGGCGGGCCAACGGGGCUAGGAAUAUCGGCGCGCGGUGACAUUUGUCCAAGGGAAUGACGGGGUGCAGCUAGGGUAGAGACGGAUGGGGGCAGGAUUUGCUAUUUUCUAUGG